CAUGAGAAGAGAAAAAGUGAAGGAACAUUUAGUCUCUUUUGAUCAACCAAAAUUAAAAGUUGGAGAAAGGACAUUCUCAAGACAGGAAGAGACCAAAAUUAAUCAUUUUGAAAAACAAGCAGAGGAAUUUCUCAAUGCUGUCUUUCAAAGAAAAGACAGCCCACGGGUUGUGGAUUCCAAUAUUCCUUUAGUGGCUCGUGAGAUUAUGCAUCGAAUGAUCAGGCAGUUUGCUGCUGAAUAUACCUCAAAAACAAGCACUUCUCAGGACUCUAUAGUACUCACCAGCACUAAGGACCAAAGUGCAUCUAAAACACCUGUGCUCGGUGCCAGUGCUCUAAAUCCUGUUUUAAGCAAGCUUCUUAUGGCUGACCAAGAUAGACCUUUGGAUCUAACUAUCAAAAAGUCUAAUCUUGAAUCAGACAAUCAAGAUGGAGUGCUUGAUUUGUCUACUAAGAAAAAUCCUUCUGCCCGCAGUGUUUCCACAGGCAAGACCCUGGGUUGUUCUACAUCUACUGUUCUAGCUAAAGGGCGUCCUGUGAGAGCUGGCCAACAGCAAUUGGACGGCGAAUCGCAAAGUCUUGAAGGGGCACUUCCAAAGUCACUAAGAAGCAUCCAGACUGUGACACAGGGAGAUUAUGGAUCUUCUGUUAUUCUCAAAAUCCCAGCCACUCGAUCAUCCCAGAAGAAUGAGGAACCAGUAAGCAGGAGUGAGCCAUCUACUCUACCCAAUUUUGGACCAACAUCUCAGCACCGUGGACAGCACUUAGUACUCGCUAGAGAGGCCCCCUGGGCCAAACCACAUUAUGAAUUUAAUUUGGAACAUGUAAAAUUCAGGGGAAAUGAUAUAUCUUCAGAUACCGAGGAACCUCCUUUACAUCAGGUUAUGUUUCAGAGGGGAUCAGUUCAAACAAAACACGGGAAAAAAGACCAAGGCCAUUCCACUUCAGUGGAUUUGAAGAUUCCACAGGUUCGGGGAAUGGAUCUCUCUUGUGAAACCAAUGUCACAAAUCAUUAUAACUGUAGCCCAUUGCUCAUGAAUUCACAGAUUGAAAGUGCACUGCACAGAAAACUCAGAGUGAUCCUUCCAAAGCAGAACUUGUGGCACAGGAAAGGGGUAAUGAGCUUGGCUGAUGAAGGUCAUGAUUCUUGGGGCUCAGAUGUAGAGCAGCCAACCUCUAGUAAGCAACAGGCCACAUCUGACCAAGAAGGCGACUUGAAGCAACCCAGAAAGAAGCGAGGACGCUAUCGACAGUACAACAGUGAAAUCCUUGAAGAAGCUAUCACUGUGGUAAUGAAUGGCAAAAUGAGUGUCUCGAAAGCCCAGAGUACCUAUGGAAUCCCUCACAGUACCCUGGAGUACAAAGUGAAAGAGAGGCUGGGUACUUUGAAAAACCCGCCAAAGAAAAAGCUGAAACUCCUCACUCCAGAACCCCAGGAAUUAGAUGAUGAGCUGGAACACAGUCCUAGUAAUUCAAAGGUUGACAACACGAUACCAAGACCGGAGGCACAACACAACACAGAAUCCCGGAGUUCCCUUGACCAGUUUAUGGCUAAGCUGUGUAGACAUCAUCAGAAACAGUUUAUGAAUGUAUUAAGCUACAUGCACAGUGAAGCAAGUCCAGAGGAGCAGCCCCGGGAAUUGUCAACACGUGAAGACAUGGCCACACCCAGCCCAGCCCCCGUCCUUCUACAGCCUAAAAACCCCGAGGACCAAACCCCGAGCACCUUAAAAUCGUGUCCUUCCUCAAAUCAAGAGACUCAGACUUCAAACAAAUCGAACAGUGAAAGCAUCAAGGAGGAAAACCAGCCAGCUCAUGAGGAGCUGCUACUGCUGGGAAUUGAAGCAAACAGAGUUCCUUCUGUUGAAAAGCUGACACCCAGAGGCUGCUGUAGCAGUGGGAAUUAUAUAAAAAACUGCACUGAAGACGCAGGGUUCUCCUCUAUACGUGUAUGUACUACUGACUUUAAUAAAACUGGGAGCAUGGAGGGUCUACACAAAGAAACUGUGAAUCAAAAGGGGAUCAGUAUCAUACAACUAGAUCAGUCCUCUAGCGAAUGUGCACACAUCAGUACUGUUGCCCGAAUAGAAGAAAUAUGUUCUAACAGUCAUGAGAACAAAACAGAGGGUGCGGUAGCUGCCAGAGCUCAGGUUGAAACUCCUCAAGUUCUUCCUGAUGAGCUUUUGAACUUGAGUAAGAAUUUGACCAAAAAUCAGAGUAGUUCACGGGGCAGUUCCAGAGCUGCCUCUGAUCACAAAGCAAUUAAACACACGUCAGUUCAAGGUGGAUCUCGAGAACAUACCAGUGCUGCCAAAAGAAUGAUCAAAAGUAACCAUGUGCUCACAACGGAGUCGAGCACCAAAGAUUGUUGGUUUCCCUCUAAGUCGCGUGCUGCCAGUGGUCGCUUGAGAUUGAAACCACAGGCUCCUCCCACAAAGACAGCCAGAAAGAGUACCAGGGUGUCUGUACUGCGGGCUCGUUCUUCCAUGCCUAUGUGCCAAUAUGUGAAUGAGCACGACAACCAGUGUGAUAUUGUUUACAUCAGCAAGCCUAUCACGGAAUGCCGUUUUGAUGCUCAGAGGUCCUUAUCUUCCAGUCGAAAGACUGCACGGAAAAGCACACGUGGACAUCUCUGCAACGAAGAAUAUUGGGAGCUAAAGACUGUCCGCACUUUGGCCAGGAGCCCAGCAAUGGAGGCGAGAAAUGGGAAUUGUCCCUCGUUGAUUCCCAUACCACCUGCUCCAGUGACCCCGAAGCAAGCAAUUGUCUUGCCUGUCAGCGUGCCCAUCUGCGUUUCUGUGGAGGCUGGAGCUGGUACUAAUGAGGACCCAAAGGUGCAGCUGAAAGUCUCACAGGAAGAUAGUCAAGACUUUGGUUAUUCAGAGAGCAAAGGGGAGCUGGUGGUUGAGCCGAGUCAGACCUGUCGAUCACAGGAGACUGAGGCACUUUUCCGGACUGAAAACAGCCCACGAGGUGAUCCUGAGAGACCUGGGGAUCCUGAACGACCCAGGGAUCAGACCCCCGUCUCUGAUUCCAAAAGCCAUUCUCUGGAAGUCAAGAACAUACCAGUCUUGACCUCACAAAUGAACAACUGCAUCACAACGCAUGCUGAUUACCAAGCUCUCUGUGACAGCUUGUCAGCUGAACUUGGUGCUUGUGAAAGCACUGAGCUAUCAGAGCUGCUGACAGAGUGCAGGAAGGCUGGUGGGAGCCCUUCUGAACUGGAACAGUUAGUAAAAGAAAGCGAUGCUCCUGAGGACAUAUCUUCAACAGCAGGCUCUCCAAGCAAUUUGCAACCUGUUCCAAUCAAUCAGAACCAAAACCCUUCAGUGACAUCUUUAGAAAAGAUGAGCACCAGUUCAUUUUGUGAUAUUGAGGUUAAGAUCAUUCCUACUCAGGAGCAAUGCAGCACUCAGCACUUCAACAACAGUGAAAUAUUAAACAUUAACAAAACCACAACAAGCGAUAGUCUCAGCUGUCCGCUAUCAGGAGAUCAGCGUACUGGAGAGGUAGUUGAAUCUCUUGGAGAUGUGAAUACGAUACGGGUAGAAAAAUCAUUAACUGAGAUCGAAGAGCCCAGCAUAUCAGAACAGGCAUUUGGUGUUCAAGAUGAAGCAGUUGCAUGUUCUCUCCCUUAUAUGGUUUCUUGUCCGCCAAUAGUUUCCAGUUGUAAGGAUGAGAGCAGUCACAUUGAUUCAGGAGGGUCUGUACUGGAGCUUAUGGAAGGACCUCAUCAGGGAACUGAUAAUAUGGGGUGCAAUAUAACAGUGAAUGGACCAGCUUUAGAGAAAACAAAAUUGGAAGACCCUAAUGAAAAUGUGAUUGACCAAAAGAGGGAAGGAAGCAAUAGUACUGAAGAAACUCCUGAGUCUGAAAAGCAGACAAGCCACCACAAGAAGGCACGAGGCCUGGCUGCACCAGAGAAGAAAAAGCAUCGCAGGAAAUUGGAACUAACUUCUUCAGAUAGAUGUUUACGAAGUCAGCAGCCUAGGCAACAAGCUGUGACCUGUCCCAGUGACAUUAAAGAGCAGCCACCAGUUUGUGGUGAUGGCUUAUUGGUACCCUGUCUUAAUGUAAAGCUCCUGAGAAGUCAAGGCGAGAGAGGAUACAAAAGGGAGGUGUGCAUCAACAAAGUAACAUCUGUUCAAUUUCCUACAGAGUGCUUCAACAAAAUCCUUCUACAAAGCAUUGUUGACCCUGAGAGCAGAGUAUGCGAGUCUCCUAUUACCACAUCUGAGCAAGACAUUGACAAAACAAAAAAGGCGACUGUCAAGCAGCUCUCCAAAAACCUCCUUUUGAAAGAUUUUGAAAACUUUCAAGAUGAAGAAUUGGUAGAUGACAAUCUUAGCAAUGAAGGAGCACACUAUGAACAAGGUCAGGUUCUCGAGGUCUGUGUAGAUUCCCGAUCAUCGGAAGAACGGAAAGUUUCCUUUUCUGCUCACGUCAGAAAUGAUCAAGAUUCGGAAUCCUCUGAUGGUUCGGUGGAUGAAAUGUCUCCUGCUAUCCAACAGCAGUCAAGUUCAGGGAAGGCAGAUACCUGUAAAGAGAACUCAAAAUGGGCAAGAGGAGGCAUGAUGAAAAGAUUGACAAAUGUGGGAUCACUGCAUCAAACAGUUAAAGGAACAACCCCCAAAGCACCACCAGGCGAUAAGGUUCUUGCUGGGUCUCGUACCUUGAGAUGUUCAAGUAUGUCCAACGCAGAACCAGAAGCAAUUGCGCUACAAGAGGACAGCAAAUGCUUAAAUAUGAAUCAACCUACUGAAUUUCACCAGGAGAAUGAAGAAUCUGAGCUGCUAGGUCUGAGCGACACUGAUGCUCCUGAACCGAGUCGGCCAAAGUUUUUGGACUGGUGUUCAGAGGACGAGAACCAGGAGCUGAUCACCACUUUGAAUGCCACAUAUGAGAACAUUCACAAGGCUUGGAUUCAGAUGGAGAAGGAAGUGCCGGUGAUGCAGAAAUCAAAAUGCAAGUCUGACCGGCUCAAGGACAUCUGGAAAAGCAAGAAGAGGGCUCGCAAAGCAAGAGGACUGUAUGACCAUAAAAUAUCCCCUGUACAGAAACUCUUCAUGACCAACUUCAACCUCGCCAGCAUCUGUAAAUGGUUCAUGGAGACAACUGAGACCAGGUCUCUGAUCAUUGUUAAAAAUGUCAGUGCCCGGAAUCCGGUGGAGACCAUGAAAGCCAAAACCUUCCUUCAGAAGAACUCCAUGAUCAGUCUGUUCCCCAGUCCCCAAGCCGAGCGGCUAAAGAAACACCUGAAAAAGUUUGCCAUGGCGUCUCCUGCUCGGAACAAUUGGAAGACUCGAGCACUGCUGGACAAUGUGCAUAGGAGAGCUGCGACAGGGGCAGAUGGAGCAGGGCAGCAGCAGUGGAGCUUUUCCUUAGAUACUGGAGAAGGCCUGACUCCCAGGGACCUCUUUCUGGCCAAAGUGGAAAGUGCUCCUGUCGAGGAGGUUGUAUUUUCUGCCAGCAACACGGCAGCCCAGCCCUCCAAGCAUUUGGGGUUGAAGAAGCCAGUCAGUGCAUGGAUCUUGCGGAAAUAUUCCAACAUGAGAGGCAGGCUCCACAAAUUGCAGCAAGGGAAGGAGCACGCUGGGAGGAAGGUCUUAGCUAAGCACAAGAGCGUCUGUAUGAACCCCAUGGUCUCACCCAAGCUGACCUCGCAGGCCCAACUGGAGUCUCACGGAGCCCCUCUCCCCGUUGCCUCUCGGAAGCCUGAGGAGAGUAAAGGGAAGAGGAAGGCACUCAAGAACACUCGCAUCGAGGAGCUCCGUGUGGGGCGAGUCAAGAGCAGCAAGUCCGAGGUAGGUCCUCCUGUCCCUCUGCCCAAAUCCGUGCCCAAGCAGUUGCCUGCAAAUCGCAAGUCCAGAGCGGAGGUCAGCUCUGUAAAGGCUGCAGCUCCCAAAAGGGCUACUGCCAGUGGAAAGACCAAUAUUAUGUCCCCAAAAAGCACCGAGAAGAGGCUGUCUGGUGCUAACCUGAAAAACGUUCCGAGGGGCAAGGGCGCACCCCAGAGUAGAGAUAGGGCUAAAGGCAGAAAGACGAAAAGAAACAGCAGCAAAGAACGUCGGAUGAAACCCAACAAGAAAGCGACAGGAUCUUCAGUCAGGGCCAAGAGGAACAUUAAGACUGAUGCCAAAAAGAGAAACAAGGUGGCCACCCCAGUGAGACGUAAACGGAAGGGUGAAAUCACUUUGGAAGCUACGCACAAAAAGAAACGCAAGUUAAAUGAGAAGAGAGACCCUGUACCCAACAAACGCAAGCGGACUGAUGCAAAAUGACAUGCUUCCUGAAUGACCUACUGUAAAUUAUUGUGUCUUUAUACAACAGCAGUCAACAAAAGAUUGUUGACUGCAGAAAGCAUUAAUUGUCAAAGCUGCUUUUUAUAAUCUUGAAGCAAGCCUUUGAAACCGCAGAGGAACGAACUCGUUUGAUUUUUAAUUUUAUUUUUUUAAGCACGUGAGCAUAUAGCUUGUUGUAAAGAAAAUACAGGGAGCUUCCCCUAACUGUGAAUAGAGUUUUUAUAUGGUGCUAUGGAUGGUAUUGUUUUCUUUUUCCUGUUUGUUUUUUUUAUAUAUACACAUAUAUAUAUAAAUAUAUAUUAAAUAUUGCCCUGGCUUAGGACUGAAAUGAAAGCUGCAAGCGCAAUUUGAAAAGAACAGUGCCUUAUUUAAUGAUGAGAGGAAAAGAAACAAUUUUUUUGCGUGUGUGUAACUAAGAUUAAAGGCUUGCAUUCACAAUGGAGACUUGCUCUAUACUUGUUGCACCUCCACAAUCUGUAAAAAAAAAAAGCCCUUGCAUAUAGAAUAAAACAGCACAGAAAGAGGCUAUUUGGCCCAUUGUGUAUGUGCUGGCUCUUUGAAAGAGAUAUUCAGUUAGUCACAUGCCCCCUGUUCUUCCCCCUGAAUGCAGCAUAAAGUUCCUUUUUCAGGUAUUUAUUCAUUCCUAUUUUGAAAGUUACUGUUGAAUUUGCUUUUUAUGCCUUUUAAGCCAACGUAUUCCAGAUCACAACAUCCCGAUGUAUAAACAAAAGAAUUUCCUCACUGAUUCUUUUGUUAGUUUAUCUUCAAUUUGUAUUCUCUGUUUUCAGACCUUCCUGGUAGGAAGUUUCUCUUUAUGCUCAAUCAAUCAAACAUUUCAUUUUAAACGCCACCUUACUUAGAUUUUCCAAUCCCCUUGUUUGUCUCUCCCUCCCGCCUGCUCUCUCUCACUCUGUCUCCCUCUCGCCCCUUAUCCACUCCCAUCCUCAAACCAGGGCUUUCGUCUGUUAAAUUAUUCAAGUGUGAUUAUGUGACUCUGCUUUCAUUGCUCUUCCCAGAUUCCAUUCCACAAGCUGAUUACUCAGAUUGCAGUCUGUAUUGCUCACUGAUGUCUUGAGUAAGAUUUCCUCGGUCAGUGUCUUCCAAGGCUGGAAAGCAGAGAUUUCUGCAGUCUUCCUUCAUAGCUCAAGUAAAUUUACAUGGCUGGUCCCACCCCACUUUCGCUUGUCUUUUGUGACUCAGUAGUCAACACUGAUGAUGAGGUGAGGACUCAGCAGCGUUCAAUUCAAGCCUGGCUGUUCUCCGUAUAUGCCGUGGCUUUUUCAGUGUAAUUUAUUUGACUAAGUGUGCUAUCGAGAUAACAAUAGUAAAAGCAGACAUACUUGCAUGUCUCCCACUCUUUGUACAAUUCACAGAAUGAAGAAGUUUAUGGAGAGGCCACUUAGGCAACCAUGCCCAUUUGAAAGAGUGCCCAGUUAGUUUCCCCAUUGCCCUCCAAUCUAUGCUUUUUUCUAUUUCGAGUGCACAUACAAUUGCGUUUUAUAAGUUACUAUUAGAUUUGCUCCCAUUAUCCUUUUGUCUGUUUCUCACUGACCCUCCUGUUUAGUGUACUUUAAAAAUUCUUUUUGUCUUUGAACUUCCAUGAUAGGAGGUAAAGGCCUAGUGGUAUUAUUGCUGAAGUAUUCAUCCAGAAAUCUGUUCAAGGGCCUGGGUUCCAAUCUCACUGUGGUGUAUGGUGGAAUUUGAAUUCUAUUUUAAAAAUCUGGAGUUGAGAGCCUAAUGAUGACCAUGAAACCAUUGCUGGUUGUCGGGGAAAAAAAAAUCUUGUUCACCAUUGUCCUUCAGGGGAGGUGACUGCCAUCCUUACAUGGUCUGGCCCACGUGUGACUCCAGACCCGCAGCAACAUUGUCUUUUAACUGCCCUCUGGGGAAAUUUUGAGAAAUGUUGCAGGCUUAGCAACAUUUGCACCCCAAGAAAGAAUCCUUUAAAAAUGCCAGCUAGCAGGACACGGAAUGUGUAAUUGAUAAAGGCUGAAUGAAAAGUGAACUGGGUUUUAGCUUGCUGUCCAAGGGUAGGUCAGAUCAGAGAUGAGCAAAUCCAGCAUUAUUGUAACAAGAUCAAGAGUAAAGAAUUGGAAUGGCUGGUAAUGCUCAUAUGGUUCAAUCAAGAGUUUAGUUUCUUGGGCUACUUGAGAUGCGUUAAAAGAAACCAUUUUAAUCAGCCUGUACAGAGAUGUUAUUUCACAUGAUGGGACUUGAACCCAGGCCUCCUGGCUCAGAGGGAAGGUCACUACCACUGUGCCACAAGAACCCUACUUAUUCUAAUCUGUGACUGAAUACCCCAAUUUUUUUGUGAGCGGUUUUUGCUGAUUUAGUCAAACUCAGCCUUUUGGGAAGGUGAAGGUGUUGCAGGGAGGUGUCUUAAUUCUUUCGGCAUUAUUCAAAGGGUCUCACCUACAACGUGAACCUCUCUUUACGUUCCUAAAAGAGUUGCACAGCAGCUCGAGGUGAAGAACCUAGAAGGUGACAGACUGAAAAAAUAAAAAUGUGGCACAAGUGAAAGCUUUUUCCAAGAGCAAAUGCAGACGCAACAGACCAAAUGGCCACCUGUGCCCUGUUUGUCUCAUUCUUUAGGUCUGUGUUUUUCCAGUCUUUUCUGAUUUUGGUUUAGUGGGUGAUGGAACAUUGCACCAUAAUCCAAUAGGGCUGAUAAAAGCAAUAACUGCAGCUUUGCUAGAAGAGAAUGGAAAUGGAGAUUUUAACCAGUGUAGAAUCACAUCAGAAUAUUGGGUCCAGUUGGUCAUGCUGAUUAUUUAUCCUCCACACUAGAUACUACGGAUCCUUUCUCAUUUAAUUCUGUCAGCAACCUCUAUAUAUUUCUCCCUCACAUGAUAAACUAAGGUUGAAAUGCAUCAGUGUUAUUAGCCUCAAUCUCUCCCCAAACUCAAAGUCUACAUUCUCAAUAGUCUCUGGGUCAAGGUUUUUCUUCUGAAUUCCCUAUUGAUUUUUUAUUUUGAGUGUCUAUUUUAUAUUAAUAACCUCUGGUUUUGCAUUCCCAGAGUGGAAUUUCUGCAUUAAACUCCUGUUUUAAUAAGGGAUUAAUUUGGAGGAGCACCUGAAUUGUGUAAUUUGAUCCAUUCCCCUUGCCCUUAGGAGAUUCUUGCCUGGAUUUCUAAUAAGUAUUUUUUUGUGUUCUCAGGCACCAUUGAUUCCAAUAUUAAGCAAUAAAAGUUUAUGCCACUUAAAUGAUGAGCAAUUGGCUAGUACAUAGUGCCUUGCUGUUCAUCCUUGUUUCUAUGCAAGAGUUUUUUUUUUAAGAAAUAAUUGUUAUAAUAUUGAAUAUUGAUACCUGGUGGGGGUUUAGUUGAACAAUGGCACCAGUGGCAAUCCAAGACCAUGCAGCUGAGGCUGCUACGUUGCCAGAAUUAAACCAACCUUGAGUCAUGGAGGUAACCUUGUAAGGUUGGUAAUGCAGUGGACACUUACUAUUUAGACAAACAUGGCAGCUUUUUUUUUGCAUACAAUGGAAUCCAGUAGCUUUAAAACAAUAUUUCAUAUUUGUGUGAACACUCCCUGCAUUUCAGAUUUAGUUAUUUGGUGUGAUGCUCAUUUGAAACUUGCAGUGAGUACGAUUAUUCCUGUUCUGAUUCAUUUCAAGUAUGGAGAAAGGUGGCAUGUCAUGAUAUAUUUUCGGUGGAGAGGUUAGAUAUGGUUGUAAUAUAAGACGGAUUUUCACCUCCACCAAUUUUCCUUUUCCAUCAUUCAUAUGAAAACCUAGGUCUAUAUGUCUUGUUUGUGCAAGACCCCUAUUCUCAUUGAUAAAUAUACUUUAGUUUCUAGUCUGACAAUACCUUGGUUUUAAAAUUCUUGCACCUGUUUCAAAAAAUAUCCUUUAGCUUUGCACCUUCCAUUCUCUGUAACUCCUCCUGCCUAUAACCCUCCCAAGAAUGCUCUUCUCCAAUUUUGGUCUCUUUUUUUUUUCAUCAUCUCAAAGCUGUACUUUCAGUUGCCUGGGUCCUAAACCCUGGAUUCCCCACACUAUACAUCUUUGCCUCUAAAAAUCUUUGCCUUUUUUUAAAAAGUUGCUCCUUCGCACCUACCACUUUGAUGCAGUUUUUGGUUACUCUUCCCAAUAUCCCCUUCUGUCAACUUUUAUUUGACGUUCCUGUGAAGUAUUUUGGAAUGUUUCAUCACAUCUAAAGGUAUUGUAUAUAAACACACAUAACUGUUGUCUCUUACUUGCACCAGCAUGGAGGAGAGGAAAUAGUGUCUCCAUGAGAUUUCUAGCCGUACUGCUUUGCAAGCCUUUCUGGUGGACAUGUGAAGAUGGCAUUGUUGGAACAAAGCUCAUGGGAUGUGUGAGCAUGCCAGGGUGAGGCAGAUGUGCUGCUCUUGUCCCAGGCUUCCAUGCUGUGUAGACCCAUUUGACUUCUAUUCCACAUUUUCCCAAUUGUAGCUUUUUCAAAAAACAAUCAAAGAAAGUUGAAAUGCUGAACUAUUUCAUUACUAUUCCAGUAAUUGUACAUAAAAGAAUCUGCCAUAAAAGAAAACAGAGCAGGACCCUUUGAAAUAAAAUGUCUCAGGUUGGCAAUUCAUUGUGGUGAUGCAGAAUAGGGCUCCCACAUAUCCCAGGCAGAAGUGAGGACUGCAGAUACUGGAAACCAGAGAUUAGA
Molecule: messenger RNA, 10932 nt
Organism: Chiloscyllium plagiosum (whitespotted bambooshark)
Lineage: Eukaryota; Metazoa; Chordata; Chondrichthyes; Orectolobiformes; Hemiscylliidae
Source: RefSeq, a predicted model, not a curated record